Caenorhabditis auriculariae is the source of this 10726-nucleotide messenger RNA. The record is from the annotation of a GenBank genome assembly. Lineage: Eukaryota; Metazoa; Nematoda; Chromadorea; Rhabditida; Rhabditidae.
AUGAGGGUUGGUUUUGCAGUUUUUAUUUCAUUUAGUGAUAUUUGUAUAGUUUAUCAAUCAUUUAUUUUGUUUUAAACAGUUUUAACUUAGGAUGAACGGAAUAAUUCGAAACAAUUAUUUUUUGUUUCUGUAUCGAAAUGCGAAUUUUCCCGUAAAAAUUAAAUGUGAUUCUCUACAUCAUGGGAAAGUUUCCUACUUGAUUGUCUUAUUCUUGCAGAGCAGUUUUUCUGAAAAGUUUUGUUUUUUUUUACAUAUGUAUUGUAGUUUUUUUGUUGUAAACUUUCAUAAAAAAAUAUAAAAAAAUAUGUUUUUUUGUUUCAAGAUUUUAACCAUCAAUUUUUUUAAAUUUCAUUUAUUUAUUAUUAUUUGAAAGUUCUAUGACAAACUCAGAUAAGUUUUUUCGAAGAAUUUACUUUGAAGUAGAGUUUUUUUCAAUAGCUCGUUGAAUUUUUAAAGUUAGUUGAAUCGAGUUUUUUUAAAGGAAGAUAAUCAUUUUUUUCAUUUGAGGUCAAAAUCGAAUCAUGUAUCGGCGUGCACAUCGAUGUAUACGAGAAGCAGAAGGCGAGGUUGGCCUCCUGUCGAUUGAAAAUCGAUGAGAGUGCCGGGUCGACGCCUCUGUCCAUUAGUUUCAACGAGGAUCUGAACCGCGUGAUCAGAUUUUGUGACAAGGUAUCCGUUUUUAAACAAAAGGGAAUUAAUGGGAUUUUCAAUUAAAAAAGCUUGGGAAGAUCAAAUUUGUCUCUUUUUAGAUGAUUUAUUAUGGCAUGUUCAUCGGAAAAAAAAACGAAAAAUUGUUCCGGAACGAGGCUUGUGCGAGGGCCGGCCCGUCACCCUCUCGGCCCCCGACCAUUUCGUAAGCCCGGCCCGGCCCGGCCUUAGCGGGGCCUCAAGAAAAAUGGCCCGCCCGGCCCGAAACGCGCAAUUUUUUCUAGUCGGAUAUCAAGUUUUUUUACGACAAAAAUCACGUUUUUGCUCAUUUUUUUCACUUGAAGUUUAACAAAAACUAUGAUUUCAGAAGUAAACGUCACAUUUCGGUGAAAAAUUUUUUUAAAGGAAAUUUUAAAUUUUUUGAACCCUGGCCCGGCCCGAGUCCACGCGGGCUUUUUUUCCUGAAAAAUGAGGCCCCGCCAUUAAUAUUUUUUUAAAAAAAUGCCGCCCGGCCUGACGCACAAGCCUGUCCGGAACGCAAGAAAAUUGUUACAAAACAAAAAUUAUUACUGUUUUGGAGCAACUUUGGUGCGCCAAUGAACACGCUUGAGCGUUUUUAAACAUAUCCCUUUUACCCGAUGAAAACGCCAUUAAUAUAUGUUUUAAAAUUUUUGAGAGUAAAAUUUAAAAUUAUCAAUAGAAAAAUAAGUUAAUUUCGUUAGCUUCCGCAUUUAUUGUUUGAGAACAUUUCUGGUUUCUCGUAGCCAGCUUAAAUUUUAUAAUUUUUUUUUCCUCUCUUUUCAAAGUUAUGCUAUUUCCACUCUAUUCAUUUUUUACAUGUGAAUUUAAAUUUAAUUUGCUUUAAACAUAGCAGAACGUAAUAGUUAGGUAGAAAAUCUCAUUUUUUUUGAAAAAUUUUUGAAAGACGUCAUUUUGAACGUUUUAUAUCGAAUAAAUGUUCGUCUUUUUUCGAGGUGCAUUUAUAGUCUGUUCAGAUUUUGAAUUUCCAGUCAUCGCUAAAACUCCGCCCCUCAUGCGUAGAUCAAACCAAUCAGAGCCAGCCAUCCACAGCGUUGCGGGGGGCGGUGUUGUGCCAUUAAAAGUCUGAACAGACUAUAAAUUAAAUUUUCCUGUGAUGUUUUUUUUUCUUUCAAAUUUUCCUGAUAUCUUCACGAUAACGGAAUAUAUAGAUUGUUUUUUGAAAGUUUGAAGAUUUAGGCUGAGUAUAUUAUGACAACAAAAGGAAUUAAGUUUGCUAACAUUUGUAUAAUUUUGAUCAAAGUUCCUUUUUAGGCCAUCUGAUAAUUGUUUACUAUUAUUUCAGGCUCAUAAAAACUAGCUUAUGAGUUUGCAGGUUCUCACUUUCACGGCAAUGCCGACGAGUUUUGAGCCUUUCCCUCGGCUCGAUUUGGAAAUGGAAAGCGCCUUGGAACGGCUCUCGAACGAUGUGAAAAUGUUUCGUUUGAACACUGAAAAAUAGGGAAUUUUUUUGUUUUCAUUCGACAUUCCUUGUUUCUUUUCUACUUUGUACUUUUCCGCCUUCUAUCGACAUCUUGUGUUUUGUUGUUCUUCCUGUAAUAAAUUUUUUCCAUUUAAUGGAAUCUGUUUCAUUCAAAAAGACAAAGGAUUAUCAUUACCUUGAUUAUUUCUUCAAUCACUGAAAUUUCCGCGAUUCGCACAUUUCCACCGCUUUUUGAUCGUUUGAGAGAUAGGAAAUAGGAAUUUCAGGCCAAAUGAGCGAUGUCAGAGUUCGACGAGUUUGACCCGUCUCACGAUGCGCCCUUGCCGGAAAUCAGAGAGGCUUUGAAGCCAGAUAAUGUGUGAGUUAUGAAAAAAAAAAGAACCAUUUGGUUCGUUGAGAUUUUGUCAUGAAGUUCAAAGGAACAUAGAGUUUUUUUUUAAUCGAAAAUGGUCCAGGCAAGAUUUUAGAAAAUUGUGAGAAAAUUUAGACGGCUCCAUAGUGUCCGGCGUGAUUGUACGCCAGUAGUCACUUUUUUUCGCCCAAAAAACCGUAAAACACUUUGCUUCAGAACCUCAUGCUUUUUUUUAGGGAUUUCAAACCGAAAGCGGAAAAAAACUACCGCUCAAAAGUGUAUUAACUUUGGUUUUUUGAGAAUAUCUCAGCGAGUACUUAUCCGAUUUAUAUAUAAGGGAUAAUGUAAAAUAUACUUUGAAACAUAUACGUUUUACAAAAACAUGUCCGCAAUCACUGCGACGCUUUUUAGGCAUUUUUUUAUUGAAUUCAAUUUUUUUGUUUUUUUAUGCUUUUUGUUUUUAUUAUUUUUUUAUUAAAUUUUUUUAAAAAAAGUAAUAAUGUUGCCAUAUGUUUUUCAUGUUUUCAGACAUGGGAAGAACCUCUGGAAAAAAGGAUUUGACUGAUAACGACAAAAGAGCCAUCGUUGUGGGUCGUCAAAAUGGACUGACCAUGAUGACGCUGGCAGGAAUGUUCGGCGUGACAGAGGCGGGCAUUUCUGAGUUCCUAAAGCUUUGGAAAGCUCAAGAUGGCUCUACUAAGAGCCAAUGCACUGGAAGACCACGUGUCACUGAUCGUAAUGAGGAUAGAAACAUUUUGAAGACGUCUAGAACCAAUCCAAGACUCACCGCCCCUGCGAUCAGACGGGAGUUUUCUUGAAUUCGCCAUCUCCGCCAUCCGUCUCGACCGUGAAACGACGUCUGAAUGUUGCUGGAAUCAUGGGAAUACGUCCAGUGAAGAAACCGCUGAUUUCUGAAAAGAAUCGAGCCGGCAGGGUGAAGUGGGCGAAGGAGCAUCUCAACUGGACCCGUCAAGACUGGAACAAGAUUCUGUGGUCCGACGGAACGGUCCUUCACCAUGUUUCACAGUGGGUAAUUGGUAUUUCGGAUGAUAUCUGGACCCAAUUGGUCUACGAACCCACUGAAUUCCGUCACUCCCGAAGAGGAGGAACUUGCUUACGUCGGACCACAGAAUCUUGUUCCAGUCUCGACGGGUCCAGUUCAGAUGCUCCUUCGCCCACUUCACCCUGCCGGCUCGAUUCUUUUCAGAAAUCAGCGGUUUCUUCACUGGACGUCUUCCCAUGAUUCCAGCAGCAUUCAGACGUCGUUUCACGGUCGAGACGGAUGGCGGUGAUGGCGAAUUCAAGAAAACUUCCCGCCUGAUCGCAGGGGCGGUGAGUCUUGGAUUGGUUCUAGACGUCUUCAAAAUGUUUCUAUCGUCAUUACGAUCAGUGACACGUGGUCUUCUAGUGCGUUGGCUCUUAGUAGAGCCAUCUUGAGCUUUCUGACGGUUUAGGAACUGAGAAAUGCACGCCUCUGUCCCGCCGAACAUUCCUGCCAACGUCAUCAUGAUCAGUCCAUUUUGACGACCCACAACGAUGGCUCUUUUGUCGUUAUCAGUCAAAUCCUUUUUUUCAGAGGUUCUUCCUAUGUCUGAAAACAUGAAAAAAAAUAUAUGGCAACUAUAUUACUUUUAAAAAAUUUAAUAAAAAAUAAUAAAAACAAAAGCAUAAAAAACAAAAAAAAUUGAAUUCAAUAAAAAAUGCCUAAAAAGCGUCACAGUGAUUGCGGACAUGUUUUUGUAAAACGUAUAUGUUUCAAAGUAUAUUUUACAUUAGCCCUUAUAUAUAAAUCGGAUAAGUACUCGCUGAGAUAUUCUCAAAAAACCAAAGUUAAUACACUUUUGAGCGGUACUGUACAUUGUGCCAUUUACUCGAAUUUUCCUAACCAAAAAAAGACGAUUGAAAAUAGUUCUUCUCCGAAAGUUCUUCUCCCAUUCCGAGCCAGUUUGUCACGAUUUUUGUUUUUCUCCGAACUAGAGCAUCAUUCCGUUCGAAAGGAUGUUUCUCUGAAUGUGUCUUUUAUUUGGCCUGAAACUUCCGAUAUUCUAAAAGCAAAUAUAAAAGUCGCGCGCGUCGAAGGGAUGAGUUCUGUAUCUUGGAAGAAAACGUAAAUCGUGAAAGUGUGCGCGGAAGGGUUUAUGCGCCUUCAAGUUUCUAGAAAGAAUGAUUGAGCAAUAUCAUUACUGAUUUUUUUUUUUUGAAAUGAUGUGGUUGAUUCAGAAAUCUCUAUGAGAGUACGUCAAACAAGGGCAAAGGCUUGACGGCGACCGACAUCGAAUCCUACAUGAUGUACAAUGUCGAGACGGGACGCGCCCUGCUGGCCGACAAACAUGUCCUCUUCAUCGGCGAUUCUUGUAGAUUCUUUUUUUUUAUUCGAUGGAAAUUCGAUUCGUUCCGACUUGAAGCUAUGUACAGUGCCAUUUCAAGGCUGGCUUAGGACGCAAACGGGCGGUUUGAACUUCAUUUGAAAACGCUCUGCGGAAGGCUCGCUCCCUGAUUGGUUCUUCGCGUCAUUAGGGGUCCCAAGCUAGCUGUCAGUCAGCUAUAGGUGACGAUGAAGGAAUUAAAAUCAGAAGAGAAUGUGUAAAUCAGUGUACUCUCGUUUGCAAUUUUGAGUUUUGAGCCUAAUAAAUUCUUGGCAGCUGUUUGGGACUAUUGUCAUGCAUUUAAAUAAGUUUUUCAAACAGGCUAAAAUAAUUGAGCAAGAUCAAUAGAUUUAAAGCGUUUGUGAGAAUCGUUAAUUUUUCAAAUGAUGUCACGAUUCCAGUGAUCCGCGGAAUUUACAAAGACCUGAUCCUGUUCCUCCAGAACAACGAACUGACCACCCACGAAGUCCUUCGCAAAUCCAACGAAGUUUCCACCUAUGGGGAUCGCCAGGUUACUGUUUCAAAAACGAACCGAAAACCGUAUACUUUUACAGAUUGACAUCAUCCCUUUGGAACUGAAUAAAGUUUUCCAGCAGGCCCGCGAGUAUCAGAGCGAUUUCCACCUUAUUCAAUACGUUUUCACCUCUAGGUAAUUGGCUCUGAAAAAGCCUGGGAACAGACAAAGAAAAUUCUCAUAUUGCAUAGGCUGCAGUGUUAAAUGAAAGAGAAUUAUAAUAAACACACAAAACUUCAAAAUACCAGACCUUGAAGCCUAAUAUAAAAAUAAAACACGCCCUGACGCACUGCAGAAAACUUAGUCUUCAACUAGACAUUUAAAAAAGGAAAAACGCUCUUAAGCAAAAAACUAAUAGCAGGGACCACGGUAACGCUGACGCUGCUAAAGUAAUCACUAGAAAGUCUCAGAAGCGUCCGGAGCGCGUCCGUUUUGCGUUACCGAGGUCCGAGAAACCAACUAGAGUCCUCAUUUUUUGAGGAUACGAUAUUUUCAAAAACGAGUAUUUCAUGAUAAGUAAUUUUUAUUAUAGGGCAAUGCGGUACGACCUUGAGAAGCUUGUCCUAAUGAUUGAAAAAUCAGGCGAACGUCCCGACAUUGUAGUUAUGAACUCGGCCCUUUGGGAUAUGACUAGGUUGGUUUCAAAAGAUUGAAGCAAAAAGUAGUGAUUUCCAUAGAUAUCGAUAUGAUCGAGAAGAGGACGACGAAGACUGCACCUAUGAGGAGUAUCUUCACCGGUAUUAUUCUCCGAAAGGGAAAAAUUAUUGUGACCUAUUUUUAGGUUAUCAAUAUUCUUAAGAUUGAUGAGGACGGUUUUACCGCCGGAUGCGAUGGUAGAUUCUUUUGAAUACGUUUUCCAAAGGAAUAAAAUAAUUUCCAGUUCAUUUGGGUAACGAUGCCACUGAUCAGUGCCCCGCUCAAAGACCGCGGGUUCCAGUUUCAUGGAAAUCAACCCUGGUCCAGGGAGGAAUUCGAAUACGGCAGGUGCGUUCGAAAAAAAUCGAAAACUAGAAUUUUUAGACUUUUUGUUGAGAUAGUAACAUUCGGAAUAUUGGAUUUGUUCAUGAAAAGUCAAAGUACCCACUAAACGAUUUUUUACGUUCUUCCCCUAGCUCCCACUACAAGGAGUAAUGUUCUCAUGAUAUUCUUCUUUUAAGGGAUAUUAUUUUACUUGUAAAAGGCCAGUAAAAGGAGUUAGAAAUGCUCAGUCUAAGGUCCAAGUCCAUACUGAUAAGCGACUUUCCUUCCUCCGAGAAGGCCAAUAAAUAUUUUUUUCAGUAUAUAUAAUCUUUAAGAAUGAAAUGCCUCGAAGGCAACUACCGAGCCGUGCAGUUGGUCCGCAACGCUGGAUUCGACGUCCUAGAUUUGGCCUUCUACUUCAACCAACAAGCUUUCUUUCCGAUGAGAACGUGCGUUUGACGAUGGGACAAGUAAAAAUAAAUCAAUAUUGUAUGAAGAAUGGGAGAUCAAAAAAAAAGAUAUAUUGGAAUAGUCAUUUUUGGCGCUCUGAUGUGAUUCUUAUGAGAAAGGCCAUAAUUUGAAAUAAACUUGAGGACGUUCGGAGACAAAAGGAGAUAUGUAGCAAGACACAAACGUCUUCGGCUCUUUUUGAGACCAGAUUUGGGAUCAGCAUGGAAAACUGCCUCUAGUGAACCUGGUCUCAUUAAAAAGUCGAUGAUAAAAACUUUUGGUCAAAGGUAAAAUUCUCUUUUUCAAAUUCAUCUUUUCCUCAGUUUGGAAAAUUUCUUCUUGCUUAUAAAAUCAUUGUGACUACGAAGAUAUAACUCUUUCACAAAAGUUGAAAAAUCAUCCCAAUUUGAAAUUUUUUCGGAUCAAAAAUGGACUGGACCGGUUUCCUUAUCGGAACUUCUUAUGAAAUACAAAAAACUUUCUUUCUGCCUUUUUUAAACAUUCCUCAAAGAACUCAGAAGUUGGGUGAAAUCUGGUCGACUUCUGAGUGAGACUAGGAUAAAUACAGAAGUGGAGGAUGGCUGCCCACUGGCCGCCCUGCCUGCCAAGCCAUAAACGCCCAAAAGCAGAAAUGACUUUUUCAAUAGUAAGUCAAUGAAUCAUUUCUAUCGCAUGGCCCAAUGGCUUGGCUUGGCCGCCAAGCCAAGGGCUGCCUUCCCAAUCCUCCACCUCUGGAUAAAUAGAUGAGGGCUGUUCGAGAAAUUGCUUUUUUGAUUCGACGGCAAAAAUUUUCCAAAAAAAUUAUCGAGGUACCCGCAAAAUUUUUGAUUUUCUCUCUCGAUCUCGAGAAGUUUAAUAGAAACUUUCCGGCGAGACUAUCAAGCGCUUAAAAUCAUGAUGAACACUAGAAAAAGAAAUAAUAUGUAAUCACCGCAUGCGAGUCUUCUCAUGUUAUUUGAAGAAAUAGGAAGUUUUUUCGGAGAGGGAAAAGUAACAUUACGGCAAGUCGAGACGAGAUCUCGACCCGUUCUUGUAGAGGGACUGGUAUUCUUACGUUGUUUCUUUCUUUUCUUAAGUUAGCCUUUGACAUGCUGAAAUUCCAAAACUAUUUUCUUUCGGGGCUUCUGAAUUUCAAAGACCGACUAGUAAGACUGAAGAGUUUUUCAGAAGCGACGGCGUCCACUGGGGCAACGUCGCGUGCCGAUUCAUGACCCAAAUGUUGCUUGGUCACAUCGUCAACGCCUGGGAACUCAGAGUCGAAAUCCAAAAAAGAUAUAUCGCCGUCGACAAGUAAGGAAUUCCCAGAUCUCGCACUGUAAAUAUUUGGCAUUUUUCUAGCGAAUCUUUCAAGUUCCUCGAAGAUGCCACCGCUUUUUACGAUUUGAACUUCUCCAAAGAACUACCCGAGGAUGUGUUUCCACCCGCCGAAUCAAUGCAGGUUUGAAACACUGUCUUUCGAAGACAAGUUGUUGUCAGUUAGAAGAUAUCAGCAUGGUUCUGAUGUCCGAAUCUGAGUUGAGCCUUAAUAAUAAUGAGACCCGCUAAACGCUUUCUUCACAACCUUCUUCACUGCCUAACGACGUUCUUUCGAGUUUUUCAAUCGAUCAGAUUCAAAAAAUAAUUGACUUUGAUAAAAGUUGGAUUUGGCUUGGUUAGAGACUUAUUGGAGUUAUAUUUUGCAUGAUUUGAAGCGCUACGGUAUCUCAAACGGAUUUGUAGUCUGCAUGGUUUUCUAACUUCGUUGUUGCCGAUUGUGAAGCUAUUGAGCCAAAUUUCGAUGUUUUUGCUAUUAAAAAUCCACCUCGUUAAUGGAAGCUUGGUACCGUAGCGUUUAAAUUUAUGCCGAAAUGUGACUAGAGCAAAGCUAAAGUCGUGACAAAUGUCCAGUCUUGGCGUAGAUUCCGGAAAUCUGUCCACAACGGAAAUGCAGAAGUUGGUUGGCUGAGAUCCUUGUCAACUUGAUCACACAGAAACAUCUUUUGACAGGGAUAAAGUUGUGAGAAAAUGAGUUUUCGGAGCUAACAAGUUUUAAAACUCAGUUCGGAUCGAAAUUAUUAUUAUCUUGUAUAGAAUUAUUUUUUUGGGUUUUCAGAAUAAUCUCCGAGAAAACUUCGUGGACCUUCUUCCAGAUGAAAAGUGGGUUUUUGAGGUUAAUUCACGUUUUUCUAAAACGGUCGAAUGAUUUUCGAAAAUUCAAUAAAAUCUUAUUCAGAUAUUCUCUAUGUACUCGGAUAAUAUAAAUCCGGUUUUGCUUAUUGAACAAUUUUUACCUUUUUCCAUUAAAUUAUUGACUUUUGUCCUCACCUCGAAGCCUUUACCUUUUUCAUCUGUUAGAUCAAUUGAUAACAAGAGUAUUUGUUCAGGAGAGAAAAGAUUCUGAAAUUGGUCGGAAUGAUGCGGGCCGCCCUGGGACUGAGCCGGAUGAUUGAGGACUGCGAGAACAAAUACUCCUACAUGUCGGUCUUUAUCAAUCAGCCGAACAUCCGCAAGGAGAUCCUGCAGGACUGCGGCUUGACGCACGCUGAUCUCGACAAAUUCCGCAACGAGGUCAUUCAAGGAGGAUAUAGGGAGUGGUCAUUUGAGUAGCAUCAGUGAAAUCUCUGUGGUCAAUAUAGCCGGUUCAUAGCUGGCUUGUGCCAUUGAAAAAAGGGUUUUGUCACGAUUAAAAAAGGAGACAGUGCUGGGUUGGAAGAGAGCGCAGACUUGGCAUGCCCAUUCCCGUCUCAAUUUAUAGUCUGUUCAGCUUCUGGAUCACAAGUGGUCGCUAAAUCUCCGCCCCUAAUGGCGCUAUGAACCAAUUAGAGAGCGAACCUUCCCCAGAGCGUUUUCAAAAGAAGUCUUUGUAAUUUACAUUCUAAACUCUGAACAAGUUAUAGCCAUGAAUCGGCUAUCUGGACCCAGUUGAAGGUGCUCGGAAACUGAAAAACUUUUCUCUUGAACUACCGAAAAAAAGCGUGUCGAAUAGGAUCAAGUGAAACUCGAACUUUAUUAUUAUUUUUUUUGAACUUUUCAUAAAAAUUCAAAUUUUUAAAACCUUGGUUUCAAGCUCCAUUUUGGGUUUGAAGAGAACUUUGAAAAGUCUUGUCUUCUAAACUAAAAUUUUGCGUAACUCGCGAAUGGAAGAAAUCCUAAUCUAGGCCUUCGGAAAUUUUUUUAAGCAAGUUCAUAGAUAAUUUAAAAUUCUUGUUUCUCCACGUUCAAUGCGCUUUUUCCCCUUUAUGGGUGAUCUUUCUCGUUUGCAAGUGCUCCUACGAGGGUCAAUAUAACCACCAUCGUUUCAACUCGAACAGCAGUCAAAUUUCUUGGAUGUAUCUUUUUUUUAUUCCUUUUUCUUUCAGCUCCGAUCGCUAUUAGAAGAGCUGCAAAUGAACACUCCGCAGAUAGUCAAAAAGAUUCACAAGCGUCGACACGCUGAUGAGAUCGAUCUGACGUGCGUCGACAGCGAAUCCGUAGACGACGAAUCGGAGAACAUUGACGAAGAGGUCGAAGUCUUCGAAAUUGACGUCGACGAAGAAGAGGACGAUGAUGAUAAUAUGGACAUCGUCGACGAGGAAGACGACGACGACGAAGAAGAUCAUUUGGACGUCGUCGACGAGGAAGACGAAUACGAAGAUAAUAUGGACGUCGUCGAGGGUAACGAAGACAAUAUGGACGUCGUCGACGAGAAAUACGGAGAAAAUGUUGUCGACGUCGACGAGGAAGACGACGGUAUUCAGUUUCUCUACUCGCUUAAAGGUGCGACGAAGCCUCAAAACCCCCCAACGCCGACGCUUCCCGAAGAUCCGGUCUCAUCGCCGAAAACCUCAUCGGACGAAGAUCCCGAAGAUUUGCUGGCCUCUCUGGACGCCGAAGUCACGGAUGCCAUUUCCCCUUCGGAGACUUACGAUUCCGACGUCGCCGUCGUGAUUUCCGACAGCGAGGAGGAGGAAGAAGAUGAAGAAGUUGAAGACGUUGAGACACCUCAAAGUGUUUAG